Messenger RNA from Histoplasma capsulatum G186AR, 792 nucleotides. RefSeq lists its product as uncharacterized. The record is from RefSeq and is a predicted model, not a curated record. The transcript has a single exon. Bases 1 to 792 code for a protein of 263 amino acids. NCBI's taxonomy places the organism in Eukaryota, Fungi, Ascomycota, Eurotiomycetes, Onygenales, Ajellomycetaceae.
AUGGAACUCUCUUCUGAAUUCCAUUCCACGCUUCUUGAUGUGAAGCAACUAGCCGCGUACCCGAAUCUCGAGGCACUCAUGUCCAUGGUGAACGAGGGAUUCCACAUUCGCCAUCGCGAAUUGUUCGCAACGGACCAAAGGGGAAGAUUUGAGAAUGUAGAAGAAUUAGUCGACAGCUUAGACGCUGUGGGAAGAUGUUGCAUCAUCACACAAUCACAGCCAGAUAAGGACCCGAGGGUAGUUGCUUGUAGCAUGAUAAAGGCAUAUCACGAAGGAGAUCCAGUAUCGACACCACCACUGAAGAACGGAGAUGGCCAAGAAGUUUCCUCUCCCAAUGGGACAAAUGGGACGACAAGCAAACUACACGAUCAGCAGGCGACACUUGCCGCCCAGCGAGUCAAAACUGAGGACUCUGAGAUCGAUAUCAGAUCCAUAACGGACUGGGAACUCGCAGUCGUGGUUGUCCGCCAAGAUCCCCAACUAAGCAAACUCGGUUUCGCUGUUCGAUGUGUGUCGCUCCUGGAACAAGAUUUGAUGGAGCGGCUGGAACAGGCCGAAAAAGAAGAUGCUAAGGGUGCAAUCGCACAAGGGCGACAACAACCGUUGACAUUCUGGGUAAAGGCAACAAAGGCAAUAAAUGGGCCGUAUUGGGAGAGGAGAGGGUAUAAGACUGUUCGCACAAAGACAUUUCCCAAGGGGUUCUGGGGGGCAUACAGAGAUUUCGAGUUUGCUUGGAUGAAGAAGUGUAUUCUACCUCGGGCGAUUUCUAGUUCAUCAUGUGGAUUGGAGUAA